UGCGAAUCGCAUCGUGGCUAAUUUGUUAUCGGUAUUUAUUGCUGCGUAUUUCAAGGGUAAUAAUUCAGGUUCGUAUGUGCUGAACCUCGAUGUCUUAAAUUACUUUGAAAUAAAAUGACUAUAAAGGUUGAGUUCUUUCUGCUGGAACGAAUCGGAUAUGUCAGCACAGCUUUGCUUAUCCUAAGCUAUUCUAUCUACCGACUUUUUAUGGCUUCAAGAAGUUCAGGUGACAUUUUUUCUUUAAAAGUCCAAUAGCAAAUUCAGUGAAUCGAAAUUUAUUACACCUAGUGAAUUUUAAUCUAACCCAAAAUUUGGUGUUAUCGCAAGAUGUAGCUGAAUUACAAUGGACGUUACUCCCAUUGUGGAUGAGUUUUCUACCUUAUCAGUUUGUUUACUCAAUCGUAUCAUCACUAGUUUUUACUUUGGUGGACAAAAAAAUUUUCAAAUGUUGUCGUAUAAUAUUAUCGAUUUGCCUAAACACUUAUUUAGUGGGUCUUAGAAUCGUAAUGGACGUCUUUUUAAACACAUUAUUCUUCUUAUGUAUCAGCUAUUCAGUUUCUGGAAAUCGUUUUCUGGUUUGGGUGUUUGCGGUUUUAAUGUUCCAAGCAUCUGGAUUCUUUGUCGGUUCAACAAAUAAUAAUAUAUCGCUGCUUAACCUUGAAUCUGUAUCAUACGACUGGUAUACGGUCUUGUAUGCAGCUCAUUUUUAUAUAAUUCUACGCAGUUUAAUUUUGGCGUUGUCAAUUCACAAUUAUAAUUCACCUCCCAUCAAGCCGACAGAAGAAAAGGAAGUACUAAUCAACCGUAGCCCUAAAUUCUCACUAGAAAGUUUAUUAGAUACUUUGGAUUAUUCGUUAUAUCCACAUGCAUUGCUGUUAGGCCCAUUAGUCUUGUAUUUAGAUUGGCUUAAUUUCUGGAAAAAUCUUGAUAGUUUACAUUCCAAUCAUUUCUCGCCCAGUUUCAAAACCUUAUUUUACACACUACUGUCACUUGGUUUCAAAGCUAUUCGAUUACUAUUUUGGUGCUCAUUUUGGUCAUUCUGUCUUUGUAUAGUUUAUCCAAACUCAUUUGGUUAUUUAAUUUCCAAUGCCCAAAUUAAUGACUCAUCUUUACAAAAUAAAACAAAUCAAUAUUAUGUGAUGAUUGAUCGUGGUACAGUUGGCGCUAGUAUUUAUUUACGUUACUUACAUUUUUUCAUAAUGUAUUUACAAUUUUACGGAUGGCCAUAUAUAUUUUCAAAUUUUGAAUGGCUGCUUAUUAACCUGUUACACAAGUUAUCGAAUAUUCUUAAAUCAUGUAGACAAAAUACUAAAACUACUAUUAUUAUCACAGAUCAAACAACCAAAUCUUGCGAUGAUCCAAACCUACUUCAAGCUACGUUUAUGCCUGAACCACCAAGAUGUCUCUUACACUUCUUUCUGAUUUCUGAAUGUUGGCGAUCAUUCGACCGUGGACUGUACAAUUUCAUCAAAUCUUUUAUUUUUAUACCUAUAAUGAAAUGCAAAUUAUCGUCUAGUUAUAAACAUUCAUUAGUUGUAACUGUCUUUCCUGUCAUUAAACAAUGGCUAGCACUUACUGUGUCCUAUUCAUUUGUUCUUUUAUAUCAUGGAAUCGAUGGAACAAACGCAAUUUGGUUAUUUACAAAUCUACUGCUUUUGAUUUUGGAACGUUCUGUAAAAUGGAUUUAUCGAUCUACUGAUUUCGGAUCAGAAAUUCAUCGUCAACUGUCUGAUCGAUGGAUUCGACGUAUUUCAUUGUUACUUUGUACAAUUAGUGGAAUCUUUUCAGUUUUGGGAAAUUUAUACUUUCUAUUCGGUUCGAAAGUUGUAAAUCGGUUAUCUAUGUGGUUAAUAAAUGAUCCAACCCUACGUGUCACAGUAUUUGUAUAUCUCUAUUGUCAGUUGAAUUUCGUCACAGAUUUGAGAAGUCUGUUCCCAUCGAUUAGACCACAUUUCGACAAAAAGAUUCAAUAAUAUGCAAAACGAAUAAUGUCUACAAAUAGACUGUUGUAAGUUUGUAAAAUAGACAGAAAUAUAACACUAGUGUACAGCUAAUGUUAUUGGUUUGCAUAUUAAAGCUUACUAAGAAAUGGAUGAUUGACCC
Molecule: messenger RNA, 2103 nt
Organism: Schistosoma turkestanicum
Lineage: Eukaryota; Metazoa; Platyhelminthes; Trematoda; Strigeidida; Schistosomatidae
Source: the annotation of a GenBank genome assembly